CAAGUGUAGCAGUACGACCAUGAGGAGCUGCUCUGCAAAGUGGGGAGCAGCUCUGUUUAGUGAAAAUAAAAAACAAAUGCGGCGCCUGUUACAAAAUACCAAUGGACAAAUAUUAUUUGUCUCUCAAAUUGUGACCAGACAUGUGGGUAGCAGCAGUGCAUCUGGCGACGCCGUGCACCGGACAAAAAAGGAGCUUCGAAAACCACACCAGCAAGCAACUAACACUAUCAGCAGAGAAGACAAAUUUGGUGCUAAAUAUUGCAUGGGCCUAGUGGAAAAAUAUGAUUAUGAGAACUAUUUGAGCACCUUGCUGCUACCAAAGGAGUUGCGCCCUUCGGCGUUUGCAUUGCGUGCUUUUAAUGUGGAGGUCUCCAGGUCCGUGGGCGCUCAGGUCACCGAGCCACAAAUAGCCAAAAUGCGCUUAAAGUUUUGGUAUGACUCUAUAGACAAGUGCUUCGAGACAGAUGCCAACAAAUCUUAUGUCAAGGAUCAGCCGGUGCUGCGUGAACUAAAACGCACCGUAGGCAGCUCCAAGCUUAAUAAGUUAUAUCUACGGCGGAUGGUUACCGCACGCGAACGACCGCCCAAUCAGGCGUUUGAGACGAUGCGCGAUCUUGAGGAUUACGCGGACCAGACCUGCGCCUCACUGCUGCAUCUGCUGGUGCAACUGAGUGGGGUUCAGGACAUGCAGGUGGAUCAUGCCGCCUCCCACCUAGGCAAGGCUCAAGGCAUAACCAUGCUGUUGCGUGCCAUACCCCAUGCUGGGCGACAGCAAGCCGUGUCCGUACCGCUCGAAGUGCUCGUCCGGCAUGGCGUCAGUCAGGAACGCAUCUUGCGGAGCGAUCGAGAGGACAAGGGCGUCGAGGAGUGUAUUUUCGAGGUGGCCAGUUUGGCCAACACACAUUUGAAAUUAACGCGCCAGUUGCUCCCACAAAUGCCACGACUUGUGCGAAAAAUCUUCCUGCCCGCCGUUGCAACUGAUGGCUACUUGGAGCGUCUGCGUCGUGCCCACUUUCUGCUAACACACCCUAGCUGCGUAAAACGGGACUCCUUGUUGCCGGCUCGCCUCUUCUGGAAGACGAUAUUUAACAAAUAUUAAGCUAAUUAGUUUACAAAAUGUUAAAAUUUGUUUAUUAUUAAAGGCAGUUACAUAAAAUUAAAUUGUUUGAAAAUGUUGCCAAACGAUUAAUAGCAAAGUGGAUAACCAACACUAGCGCUCAAGAUAUGUACAUACAUAUAUCGAUAAAUUGAUAUACAUAGAUUUCGAUGUAUAGUUGCUGGCUGUUUCUUGAAAGUAGCGCGUUGUGAUUUUUUUUUUUUUUUAGUUUUUAGUUCAAGUGAGGAGUAUCAAAAUAAAGCAUAUGAAAUGUGUCAAUUUUAAAAUUAAUGUUCUACAUUACUGUACCCAUUGUGUGUUAUAGCAAAUUUUUCCUACGGAGCCGUGCGCCAGGCGCACUUCGAAUUUUAAGCACCGUUUAGAUUAAGUGAAUCAAGCUAAUUAAAUGCAUAUAUAAAAAUAUAGUUUGUAUUAAUAUAAAUAUUUUAUGUUCAUGCUAAAUACAUUAUACAAAAAUUACCGCUCUCUAUUGCGGUGCUUCACAAAAUUAACGGAAUUGUAUUGUACCCUCUCACUCUCUCACACAUUACAAGCUUAGCUUCAAGCUAAUGGUGGGUCACAAGCAAAGCAACGAAGGAUAGACAAAUGCAUACAAAAAUAAAUACGGUUACUUUUAUACAGUGGUGUCCAAUUCCAAUAAGAACAGAGUAACCGAUAAAAAGAAA
Messenger RNA from Drosophila arizonae, 1782 nucleotides. RefSeq names its product NADH dehydrogenase (ubiquinone) complex I, assembly factor 6 homolog sicily (gene sicily). The record is from RefSeq and is a predicted model, not a curated record. Gene Ontology annotation, biological process: biosynthetic process. Lineage: Eukaryota; Metazoa; Arthropoda; Insecta; Diptera; Drosophilidae.